Messenger RNA from Vespa velutina, 1759 nucleotides. RefSeq names its product putative inorganic phosphate cotransporter. Gene Ontology annotation, cellular component: plasma membrane. The transcript has 7 exons. The coding region runs from base 162 to 1580 and encodes 472 amino acids. The record is from RefSeq and is a predicted model, not a curated record. Gene Ontology annotation, biological process: transmembrane transport; monoatomic anion transport. Gene Ontology annotation, molecular function: transmembrane transporter activity. NCBI's taxonomy places the organism in Eukaryota, Metazoa, Arthropoda, Insecta, Hymenoptera, Vespidae.
UAUAGAAAUUGUCACAAAUAGUCUAGACGAGAAAAUCAAAAAAAAAAAAAAUAAAGGAGGGGCGUGGUGUCUCGUUAAUCGUGGGGGGAAUUCAAUAUAAGUAUGUAUGUCCGUAUGAACGAUUAACAUUGUUACAACGGUGUAUUCUUGCAGAAGCGAAAAUGAUAGCUAUCAAAACGGAAGCUAAUAGCGACGAUGCAACGAAGAACAUGUCACCAGGUAAACUAGGGGUCAGACAUUUGCAAGUUCUUUUACUUUUCCUUGCCAUGGUCAUAGGAUAUAGUCUUAGAGUGGGAAUGUCAGUGGCUGUUGUGGCAAUGUCGAACUCUACUAUGGCAAAUCCAGAGAUCGAAGAUUAUGGAUGGACUUCGUUAGAAAGGGCAUCGAUCCUUAGCUCAUUUUUCUGGGGUUACACAAUAAUGCAGAUACCAUCGGGUUAUAUUAUCACCAUUUGGAGCACUCAAAAACUUCUCUGUUUGGGGAUGUUCAUUUGCGGUGUAUUUAGUUUAUUGACGUACCUUGCUGCUCAUUAUGGCGGCUUCAUAGCUGUAUACGUUUGCAGGGUAGGCAUGGGUCUCUGUCAAGCUUGCCUUUUACCUUCUAUACACAACCUUCUCUCCAAAUGGGUGCCGCCCUUAGAGAGGGCAAGACUUGGUACCUUCAUAUACGGAGGAGCACAGCUUGGUACAGUUAUCGCUCUUCCAUUUAGUGGUCUACUUGCAGCAUCAUCAGUAGGAUGGCCUAGCAUUUUUUAUAUUUUUGGUAGUUUAGCUAUUUGUUGGAGUAUAAUCUUUCUCUUUCUUGGUUCCGAUACACCGUUUACCCACACAACCAUUUCUUUUGAAGAAAAGAUGUAUAUUGUGAGCAGCCUUGAAAUUACUCAUACUGAUAACGAAGAGAAAUUACAAACACCAUGGAAAGAAAUUUUCACAUCGAUACCAAUAUGGGCACUGAUAUUCGCUCAAUGUGGUCAAAGUUGGGGAUAUUGGACUCUUCUUACAGAAAUGCCAACUUAUUUAAAUUCCGUUUUGGGUUUUGAUAUCGGAAAGAAUGGAGGUAUUUCAGCAUUGCCUUAUCUGGCGAUGUGGAUAUUAAGCUUCCCUGUAAGCUGGCUUUCGGAUUAUGCUCUUAAAAAGAAUGUCUCUAGAUCGAUAACGAGAAAGUUAGCAAACACUAUUGCUUAUUGGGGCCCCGCCGUAGCUCUGAUUGUUUUGGGUUUUGUUCCGAUCGAUAAUCCACUCUGGACUGUUGUAAUUCUUAUUGUAGCAGUUGGGCUCAACGCCGGAUCACUUUGUGGAUAUCAAUUAAAUCAUAUCGAUCUUAGUCCGAAUCAUGCCGGUAUUCUGAUGUCUAUCACUAAUUGUUUGGCCUCUGUCAUCGCGAUAAUUGCACCAUCGAUUUGUGGAAAAAUCGUUAGCGACCUGAGCAGUGCAUAUCUAUGGUCAAUAGUAUUUUAUAUUUCGGCUGCCAUUUAUUUCGCAACUAAUUUGAUAUUUCUCAUCUGGGGUAAAGCCGAAAUACAAUGGUGGAAUGAUCUUAAAAGUGAUAAAAAGAACAAUGUACUACUCAGGCCAGUUUAAUAAACAGUAUUGAUUCCGACAAAAAUAAUUGUUGCUAUUAUAUUUUGUUAUACAUCUAACAUUCAUAAGUAUUCAACAAUGAUUGUAUUAAUGCGCAUUAUUCAUUCCCAUAAUUUUUCUUUACAUAUUAAUUUUUUGUGUUUAUUUGUUUUAUUUUUAUUAUGUUAUACCGUCUAUCA